AUGAUCUUCGCCGCCCGUCAACUUCAGGAGAAAUGCCAGGAGAUGCGGACCCACCUGUACUCUACCUUCGUGGACCUGACGAAAGACUUCGACACGGUGAAUCGUGAAGUACUGUGGAAGAUCAUGCAGAAAUUCGGCUGUCCGGAGCGAUUCACUCAGAUGGUGCGUCAGCUGCACGACGGCAUGAUGGCGCGAGUCACGGACAACGGAGCUGUCUCAGAGGCAUUCGCAGUGAUCAACGGAGUGAAGCAGGACUGUGUGCUGGCGCCUACCCUCUUCAGUCUUAUAUUCUCUGCCAUGCUGAUGGACGCCUACCGCGACGAACGCCCUGGAAUCAGCAUCGCCUAUAGAACGGACGGUCAUCUCCUGAAUCACCGGCGCAUGAACUUCCAAUCGCUCGUAUCCACAGACACUGUUCACGAACUCCUCUUCGCCGACGACUGCGCCCUGAACACCACCUCGGAAGAGGAGAUGCAACACAGCAUGGACCCGUUCUACGCCGCCUACUAG
Molecule: messenger RNA, 510 nt
Organism: Spirometra erinaceieuropaei
Lineage: Eukaryota; Metazoa; Platyhelminthes; Cestoda; Diphyllobothriidea; Diphyllobothriidae
Source: the annotation of a GenBank genome assembly